Molecule: messenger RNA, 4009 nt
Organism: Carassius gibelio (silver crucian carp)
Lineage: Eukaryota; Metazoa; Chordata; Actinopteri; Cypriniformes; Cyprinidae
Product: potassium voltage-gated channel subfamily F member 1-like
Exons: 1
Coding region: 247-1698 (483 amino acids)
Biological process (GO): potassium ion transmembrane transport; protein homooligomerization
Cellular component (GO): membrane; voltage-gated potassium channel complex
Molecular function (GO): voltage-gated potassium channel activity
Source: RefSeq, a predicted model, not a curated record
UUCACUGCGCAAAAGCGCACAGAAAUGUUAUCUGCUUGAAUCAAGAUAGCAUUCUCUUGAUUCUUUUUCUUAUCAAAGCUUUUUUUUCGAGACAAAAUGUCAAAAUUUUACUCUCUUAGCAUGUCUUUAGUAUUUACGAAGUUUAUCAGAAUCCUCUUUUGACAUAAGAGGACUCUGCGUCUCCAUGCGCCUUUCCUUACAACUCACCGUUCCUAACAUUUAACGCCAUUUAAAUGUUUUGAGAGGAUGUGGACGCUACCGAGGACCCGGUUCGCUCACUGUAACGGCUCGUCGAGCAGCGACGAGAAAGAAAUCGCCGUGAACAUCGGCGGCGUGCGGCUGGUGCUGUGCGGAGACAUUCUGAACCGCUAUCCGGACAGCAGGCUCGCCGAACUAGUGAACUGCUCAACUCGGAGUUUUGAUGUCAUUUCCUCGCUCUGCGAUGAUUAUGACCCUGGAAAACGAGAAUUCUACUUCGACAGAGACCCCGACUCGUUUAAAUGCAUCGUGGAAGUGUACUACUUUGGAGAGAUCCAUAUGAAGCGCGGGAUCUGCCCUAUUUGUUUUAUCAAAGAGAUGGAGUUUUGGAAGAUCGACUUGAGCUAUUUGGACGAAUGUUGCAAGAGUGACUUGAAUGAGAAGGAGGAAGAGUUGGCAGAGAUUGCAGACAAGGUGAAACUGAUCCUGGAUGAUCUGAACUGUGACCCUAACGUGAGCCGCACUGAAAGGUGGCAGAAGUUCCUCUGGAAGCUCAUGGAGAAACCAGAGUCCUCGCUCCCCGCACGCGUAAUUGCAGUCGUGUCCUUCCUUUUCAUCCUAGUGUCAUCUCUGGUGAUGUGUCUCGGGACCAUACCGGACCUCCAGGUGGAGGAUUCCGAGGGGAACCGCGUUGAGCACCCGACCCUGGAUGCUAUCGAGACGGCGUGCAUCGGCUGGUUCACUGUAGAAUACGUGCUGCGCCUCUCAUCAUCCCCAAACAAGGUGCGCUUCGCGCUCUCUUUCAUGAACAUGAUAGACUUCUUGGCCAUCCUGCCAUUCUACGUGGUGCUGGUUCUCACGUACCUCGGCACGGCCAUGAUGGAGCUGGUUAACGUGCAGCAGGCGGUGCAGGCGCUCCGCAUCAUGCGCAUUGCGCGCAUCUUCAAGCUAGCGCGACAUUCUUCUGGCCUGCAGACGCUCACGUACGCGCUCAAGCGGAGCUUCAAGGAGCUGGGGCUGCUCCUCAUGUACAUGGGAGUGGGCAUCUUUGUGUUCUCCGCGCUCGGGUACACCAUGGAGCAGAGCCACCCGGAGACGCUGUUCAGAAGCAUCCCCCAGUCCUUCUGGUGGGCCAUCAUCACCAUGACCACCGUCGGCUAUGGGGACAUUUACCCAAAAACCACCCUAGGCCGGUGCAACGCGGCCAUCAGCUUCCUGUGCGGGGUGAUCGCCAUAGCGCUGCCCAUCCACCCCAUCAUCAACAAUUUCGUAAUCUAUUACAACAAGCAGAAGGUGCUAGAAACCGCCGCCAAGCACGAGCUGGAACUCAUGGAGCUGCGCGCGCACGAGCUCGAGGUGAGAAGCUCCUCGCGCCGGUCUGACGCGCCCGGGAACGCGUGGGAAGGUGCCAUGCGCGCGUCGCGUAGCGAUACAUACAUCGCGCUCCUUUCGGGAACGCACAGAACUGAGCCCGCAAAGAAGAAGAAAAGCCUGACUUAGGCCACAAGUUAAAUAAACUUUCAAAGCAAUUUACGUUUCACGAGAGCUUGUUUGAUUUUGGUCAUUGUGCGCUAUGAACUGCUGUGCUGCAGUGUGACCGUCAAGCUGCUUGUGGUGUUUUCACUGGACAUCAAGAGUCAGUUCCUCUUCAAAAGUGUUAUUUUGUCUUUAUUAAAUAAAGUGCAUGUCAAACUUCGCGAGUAUGUGUUUUAGAUAACCAAAAUAUAUACAUGUAGCUACAAAUACACAUGUACAAUGAGCUACAGGUGUGAAAUCAGUAUCACCCACGACCACCAUCCUCCCGAGGUGACUGUAGAAGUUGUAAGUGUAAAAAUAAGAAGGAAUUACAUGACAGAAACCAAAUUUGAGGUAAGAAAGUAUAAUUUCAUUUUUUUUACAUGUUAAUGGAUGGUAUAUGAUUACACUGAUAUUGUGAAUUGCAGUUGUCAAAACUGGGAUGAGGUAUAGCAUAACAAUUUAUUAGCAAAAUGAAAUUGUAUUUAUUUAUUCAUGUAUUCAUUUUUUUAGUAUUACUGUUACCACUCUUCCCAGUAGUGGGUUAGAAUUUAAGAACAUCAUCUUUGAACUUGACAUUCACUUUUGAAAUAUAUAUUUCCUCAAAUGCAGAUUUUAUUGGUUGCUAGGAAGCAACUCUGUCUGAUGACAAACACAAACCAUCUGUCUGUUUUUAUAAUAUGGGUGUUUUUUUUUCAUUCUCAGUAUUAUAAUGUAGACAUGAGAGAGAUAUUGUCAGAAAUUCUUUUCUGGAAGGAAGAGUGUGCAGCUCAGGUGUUGGUGGAACUACAGGUGAGUCUUGCCUUUUAAGCAGUGAAUCUUCAAAUUAAAUAAUUUACACUGUCCUCAACUUUCUCGUUCUCUCUAUUCCUCUCUAUAUCUGUCUCCUAACCUCUACACAGUGAUCAGAUAUCAAGUGGCCAGUGCUAAAUAAAUACAGUUGUAAAUUUGGUCCAAAACAAAUUGUGAUUACUUGCAGCGUUUUUGCAGGUACUCAGAAAUGCAUGCAACCACAAUGUAUAAUAACUGUAUUUAAUCUUGCAUUAUAGUUGUGUUCACAAGUGGACUAUUUGUUCAGGUUUGCUUAAAAGCACACUGCUCCUGUGUAAGUGGUAAGCACAACAGGUGUUCGAAAAGUGAGCUGAUUUUCUGAAAUGUUGCUUUUUCACCAUUUUGCUUUACAUCUUGAGAGAGUUUACUCUCAUCCUUAUGUUGCUGUUUCCUGAUGUCCAAUUCCUGACUCAACAUUUCAGCACAGAGAUAAAAACAAAUGAGUCACGGAAUCCACCCAAACAUGCCGGAAUUCAGCGAAGGGCCACUGGAGGCUAAGAAUAGGACCCCCAGCAUGAUGUGGGCUGGUGUCAGUCAAGAAAACCGAUACUGAGUGUUUAUGGAGGGAAUGUGUGUCUGGUUGUUAUAUAGAGAAGCAUCUGAACAUGUCUGCACGGCAGGGGGUUCUCACAUACACCCUCGAAUUGCUCCAUCAAGAUGGCUGCCCUGGCACAUACAAGCGUGAUGAGAACUGACAUGGUUUAGAUUCGCAGCGCGAGGAGUAUGGGUGUGCUUCUAUGUGGGUUUGUGUGAAUAGUUGAAAGGUUUCUUUUGGGGUGUACAUUUAUGUUGUUCUCUGCAAUGUGUACUUCUUUUGUAUAACAGUUGUAGUGUUUCUGAAAGUUUAUCUUGAAUAAUUGUAAUUUUAUUUCUGUACAUGUACAGGUUUGAGGUUUUAAUUCUUGCACAGUGAGUUGAGCCCACCUGUGCUGUUCUCUAUGGCUCCCAUCAACAUCAGUAAGGUUAGAGAACAUCUGCCAAUUAACAGGAUCUAAACAAAGCUCAGCCAUGAUUCCACCAAAUUUUGGAACUGUUGUGAUGUUCUGAUUGAGAAUAAGAAUGUUUACCUAAGUCUGUUCCAUAAACUGUUCCAUAAACCCAGGUAUUUCAGAAAAUAUAAAAAAGUUUUAUUGACAUUUAUAGAAAUCAUUAGCUGUAGAUGAUAAAGGUAAUAAAAGGUCUGAUCAGAAAAUGGCAAUAUCAGAUAAGUGUAUGAAUUAACAAUGACUGAUUUAGUAAUUUAUAAUCUAACGGCCAUAAACAGGAUUUUGUACAUUUUUAUAACUUUUCCUAUAAAUAUUUACAUUUAUAAUGCUAACACUCUCUAUACAAUUUAUAUUUUUUAUCUAUUUGUUUUAUUUUAUUUAUAAAAACUUGACCCUCUAACACGAGCAGCUAUUCUAUUUAUUUAUUUAUUUUUUUGUUAUAAAAAAUAAUGUACACAGACAUUUUGAGGGAAAGUGGA